Messenger RNA from Crotalus tigris (Tiger rattlesnake), 6720 nucleotides. It is a transcript of the gene DOCK11, whose product is annotated as dedicator of cytokinesis 11. The coding region runs from base 182 to 6286 and encodes 2034 amino acids. Gene Ontology annotation, biological process: positive regulation of filopodium assembly; positive regulation of GTPase activity; small GTPase-mediated signal transduction. NCBI's taxonomy places the organism in Eukaryota, Metazoa, Chordata, Lepidosauria, Squamata, Viperidae. Gene Ontology annotation, molecular function: guanyl-nucleotide exchange factor activity. The transcript has 54 exons. The record is from RefSeq and is a predicted model, not a curated record.
CCCCGCGGAGCCCGGCCGCCAAGCGGGGCGGGGUCGGGUCAGCGGCGGAGCUCUGUCCGGGCGGGCGGGCAGGCAGGCAGCAGGCAGGCAGGGGGCGCUCGGAGCCCUCCGUCCGCAGGAGCCGCGGCGCUUCCCGCCGCGCCCCGCCCGCCGCUGCCUUUGUCCCGCGGGCUUCCCGGCCAUGGCCGCGGCGGAGGUGCGCAAGUUCACCAAGCGGCUGAGCAAGCCGGGCACGGCGGCCGAGCUGCGGCACAGCGUCUCCGAGGCGGUGCGCGGCUCCCCGGCGCAGGAAAAAACGAAGGUGAGCCAGCCCUUGGACUAUGAGAAUGUGAUCAGCCAACGGAAAGCGCAGAUCUACAGCGAUCCCUUCCGGGAUCUGCUCAUGUUUCCCAUGGAAGAUGCCUCACUCUCCGUUAUCAGUCGCCAGAGGAGAACUGUCCAUUCCUCAGUGCCAGAAGAUGCUUUGAAGAAAGCCCAGAGUCUCUUUGUCCAAGAGUGCAUUAAAGCAUAUAGCUCAGACUGGUAUGUUGUGAACUACAAAUAUGACGAAUAUUCUGGUGAUUUCCGAAUGUUACCAUGCAAAUCCUUCAGGCCAGAGAAGGUCCCAAGCCACGUCUUUGAAAUUGAUGAAGACUUUGAUAAAGAUGAGGACGCCUCCUCGCUGUGCUCCCAAAAGGGUGGUGUGAUCAGGCAAGGCUGGUUGUACAAGGCCAACGUCAACAGUACCAUCACUGUGACCAUGAAAGUGUUCAAGAGAAGGUAUUUCUACCUGACACAGCUUCCAGAUGGCUCUUACAUCCUCAAUUCCUACAAAGAUGAGAAGAUUUCCAAGGAAUCCAAAGGAUGUAUCUUCCUGGAUUCUUGCAUAGACGUUGUGCAGUGCCCCAAGAUGCGCCGAAAUGCCUUUGAGCUCAAGAUGAUGGACAAGUACAGCCACUACCUGGCCGCGGAAACGGAGCCGGAGAUGGGAGACUGGCUGGCCACUCUGCGGAAGGUCCUGCAGGCCAACAUGGAGGGGCCAGAGAAGAAGGAGGAGUUCGUGCCUGAUGAUGACUCCAGCAGCCAUGGAAAGUUGGAGAACAUCUUGGAAAGCUUAGGAAGAAGCCUGCAUCCAGAGCUGAUGAAGUACGGCCGAGAAACGGAGCAGCUCAGCAAACUCAGCCGCAGUGAAGGCAGGCAAAACCUCUUCUCCUUUGAUCCAGAAGUGCAGAGGCUGGAUUUCUCCGGACUAGAGGUGGACAUCCAUCCCUUUGAGGAAAGGGGACAGCCACGCUUCCUGCUGAACUGCCACUCCCUGACCUUCAACCUCCUGGCCCAACUGAAGGACAGCUCCAAGGACCCCCCUUCAAAUGUAGAACCGUUCUUCCUCAGCCUGGCUCUCUUUGAUCUGAAAAGCGGUUGCAAGAUCUCAGCAGAUUUCCACGUGGACUUAAAUCAUGGCCCUGUGCGGGAGAUGCUGCCUGACUCUUCUGACGAAGAACCUGGAAACAGCCCCGUCAACAGCCGUUCCCUCCACGGCAUGGCGGAGUCCAGCUUGCGCUACAUAAAGCAGGGGGUCUUCUCUGUGACCAACCCCCACCCAGAAAUUUUUCUUGUUGCCCGGGUGGAGAAGGUGCUUCAAGGAAGCAUUGCCCACAGUGUGGAGCCGUACAUCAAGAAUUCAGAUCCUGCAAAGACAGCGCAGAAGGUCCACAAGCUGGCAAAGAUGUUGUGCAGCCGUCUUGGACGGUACCGGAUGCCCUUUGCUUGGGCGGUCAGGUCUGUCUUCAAAGACACCCAAGGCACCUUGGACCUGGAUGGGAAGUUCUCUCCCCUCUAUAAGCAGGAGAGCAGCAAACUCUCCACGGAGGACCUGCUGAAAUUCUUGGCAGAGUAUAAGAAACCGGAGAAGACAAAGCUGCAAGUGAUCCCUGGCCAACUGAAUGUGACGCUGGAGUGUGUCCCCCUGGAGCUCCCAAACUGCUUCACGGCGGCCUUCAUCCCUGUCAAACCCUUUGAGGGCCGGGAGCGGUGUGACGGCCUGGCUAUCGAGGUUGAUGAAUUUGUCCCUGAGGUGGCCAAGUACUGCUGUCCAUUCACCGCCUACAGAAACCAGCUCUACAUCUACCCUUUGCAUCUGAAGUACGACAGCCAGAAGACAUUUGCCAAGGCAAGAAACAUCGCCAUCCGGGUGGAAUUCAAGGACUCUGAUGAAGGAGACGCCAAAGCCUUAAAGUGCUUCUACGGCAAAUCCGGAGGGCCACUCUUCACCUCGCACGCCUAUGCCUGUGUCUUGCACCACAAUCAGAGCCCCGAGUUUUACGAUGAGAUCAAAAUCCAGCUUCCAAUCCACCUCCAUCAGAAGCAUCACUUGUUGUUCACCUUCUACCACAUCAGCUGUGAAAUUAACACAAAGGGGACAGUGAAGAAACAGGACGCCGUGGAGACCACGGUCGGCUUUGCCUGGCUUCCUUUGCUGAAAGAUGGGCUGGUUAUCACCUCUGAGCAGCAGCUCCCAGUCUCAGCCAACCUGCCAGCUGGCUACCUGGGCGCCAGAGAUACCGAGGCACGAAAGCCAAAUACCGAUCUCAAGUGGGUGGAUGGAGCCAAGGCCCUCUUCAAGCUGAGGCUACACUUGGAGUCCACCAUAUAUACCCAGGAUCGUCACCUGCAUAAAUUCUUCCAGUAUUGCCAGACGAUUCAGGAGGGUGCCAAAGAAGUGCCAGGAGAACUUGUGAAGUAUCUGAAGUGUUUGCACGCCAUGGAGAUCCAGGUCAUGAUACAGUUUCUCCCCGUGAUUCUUACGCAACUCUUUCGAGUCCUCACCAGCCACCCAGGAGAGGAAGAGGUGGCCGUCAACAGCACCAUGGUUCUUCUCUACAUCGUAUCCAGAUGCCACGAGGGGAGUCUUGACCACUAUUUGCGGACAUUCGUCAAGUACUGCUUUCAGCCCGAGAAGCCCAGCCGGCCCCAGGCUAAAAUGACGCACGAAAUCUUGGCAGCAGCCAUAUCAACAAUUCUCAAGCAGUCUGCAGACUUCUUGGCCAUCAAUAAGAUGCUGAAGUAUUCGUGGUUUUUCUUUGAAAUUCUGGUGAAGUCGAUGGCUCUUUAUCUUCUGGAUGAGAACAAGAUUAAGCUUCCCAGGCCACAGCGGUUCCCGGAGUCCUACGGCCACGCGCUGCAUUCUUUGCUGCUCUCCAUUAUUCCACAUGUGAACAUUCGUUACAGCGAAAUCCCAGAGGAGUCAAGAAAUGUCAACUUCUCCUUGGCCAACUUCUUGAAGCGAUGUUUGACCUUCAUGGACCGAGGAUUUAUCUUCAACUUGAUCAACGAUUACAUUUCUGGGUUCAGCCCCAAAGACCCAAAGCUCUUGGUGGAAUAUAAGUUUGAGUUUCUGCAGACCAUCUGUAGCCAUGAGCACUACAUUCCGCUGAAUUUACCAAUGAAUUUUGCCAAGCCAAAGUUUCAUCGAACGCAAGAUGUCAACCUUGAGUACAGUCUAACUGAUGAGUAUUGCCGCCACCACUUCUUGGUGGGAGUGCUCCUGCGAGAGACCUCUGCCGCGCUGAAGGACAACUCUGACGUCCGAUACGUGGCCAUCAGCAUCUUGAAAAGCCUUCUCAUCAAGCACGCCUUUGAUAACAGAUACCAGCAUAAGAACCUGCAAGCCAAAAUAGCCCAGCUGUAUUUACCGCUUGCCGGAAUCCUUUUGGAAAACGUCCAGAGGUUGGCCAGCCCGGGCAUCUUGUACUCGUGCACACCCAUGUCCACCUCUGCCUCACGGGAUGAGUUCCUGAGCAGCUUCACCUCCCCUUCCAACAGGUCAAGCCUCAUUGUUGAUAAAGACUCACUUUUUGGUGCCGGCUUCCAGAAUGGCCUUUUUUUGAAAAGGGAAGACUCGCGGGGGUCCCUCACAUCUGAAGGAACUGCCGGCUCCCCCGAUCAGCCUUCCUCCACUGAAAAUUCAACACAGAUGCGGAAAAGUUCCACGCGCAGCAGCCUCUCCCAUUAUGGGCGGCUGGACCAGUACGAGAUCCGCAGCCUCCUUGUCUGCUACCUUUACAUUGUCAAGAUGCUGUCGGAAGACACCUUGUUGUCCUACUGGAACAAAAUAUCUCCCCAGGAGCUGAUGAAUGUCUUGGUUCUGCUAGAAGUCUGUCUAUUCCACUUCCGAUAUGCGGGGAAAAGGAACAUUGCCAGGGUCCAGGACGGGUGGCUGUCCAAACAUGCGAGCAUUGACCGGAAAUCCCAGACGAUGCCCGCCCUCCGCAGCCGGGCAAGCACCAUGCAGGCCCGGCUUCAGCACCUGAGCAGCCUGGACAGCUCCUUCACCCUGAACCACAGUGCCGGCACGUCAGAGGCAGACAUUGUCCACCAGGCCCUGCUGGAAGGCAACCUGGCCACAGAAGUGACCUUGACGGUGCUGGACACCAUCACCUUCUUCACCCAGUGCUUCAAGAAUCAGCUUUCGAACAAUGAUGGGCACAACCCGCUGAUGAAAAAGGUGUUUGAUGUCCAUCUGGCCUUCCUCAAAAACGGGCAGUCGGAGGGAGCCCUGAAGCACGUCUUUGCCUCUCUGAGGGCUUUUAUCAACAAGUUCCCCGCAGCCUUCUUCAAGGGGAGGGUGAACAUGUGCUCUGCCUUCUGCUAUGAGGUCCUGAAGUGCUGCACGUCCAAGCUCAGCUCCACGCGGAGCGAGGCCUCUGCCCUCCUCUAUCUCCUCAUGAGGAACAACUUUGAGUUCACCAAGCGGAAGACCUUCUUAAGGACUCACCUCCAGAUCAUUAUUGCGGUGAGCCAGCAGGUAGCCGAUGUGGCGCUCAGUGGCAGCUCACGCUUCCAGGAAUCGCUCUCAAUUAUCAAUAACUUUGCCAACAGCGACCGGCCAGUGAAGGCGACCACGUUCCCUUCCGAAGUCAAAGAUCUGACCAAGAGGAUCCGCACGGUGCUAAUGGCCACUGCACAGAUGAAAGAACAUGAGAAGGACCCCGAAAUGCUGGUUGACCUGCACUUCAGCUUGGCCAAGUCUUACGCCAGCACUCCGGAGCUGCGAAAGACUUGGCUGGACAGCAUGGCCAAGAUCCACAUCAAAAAUGGGGACUUCUCGGAGGCAGCCAUGUGCUACGUUCACGUUGCAGCUUUGGUGGCAGAGUUCCUUCACAGAAAAAAGUUAUUCCCUACCGGAUGCUCAUCUUUCAGGAAAAUUACACCCAACAUUGACGAAGAAGGUGCAAUGAAGGAAGAUGCCGGGAUGAUGGAUGUCCAUUACACUGAGGAGGUGCUGGUGGAGUUGCUGGAGCAGUGUGUCGAAGGCUUGUGGAAAGCCGAGAGAUACGAGGUCAUCGCCGAGGUCGCCAAGAUGAUCAUCCCCAUCUACGAGAAGCGGCGCGAGUUUGAGAAACUGACCCAGGUGUACCGAACACUCCAUAGGGCGUACAGUAAAAUCCUGGAGGUGAUGCAGAGCAAAAGGAGGCUCCUGGGCACCUACUUCCGAGUCGCGUUCUAUGGACAGGCUUUCUUUGAAGAAGAGGAUGGGAAAGAGUACAUCUACAAGGAGCCCAAAUUAACCGGCCUCUCGGAGAUAUCCUUCCGGCUGCUGAAACUCUACGGAGAGAAAUUUGGAGCUGAAAGUGUCAAAAUUAUCCAGGAUUCCAACAAGGUGAACCCUAAAGAUCUAGAUGCCAAGUACGCUCACAUUCAGGUGACUUACCUGAAGCCAUUUUUUGAUGAGAAGGAGCUUUCAGAGAGGAAGACGGAGUUUGAAAGGAACCACAACAUCAACCAGUUUGUCUUUGAGACCCCGUACACCUUGUCUGGGAAGAAGCAUGGAAACGUGGAGGAGCAGUGCAAGAGGCGGACCAUCCUCACCACUUGCAACUCUUUCCCGUAUGUUAAGAAGAGAAUCUCCGUCAGCAGCGAGCAGCAGGUCAACCUGAAGCCGAUUGAUGUGGCCACGGAUGAAAUCAAAGAAAAGACCUCCGAAUUGCAGCAGCUUUGUGCUUCACCUGAGGUGGACAUGAUCCAGCUGCAGUUGAAACUGCAGGGGGCGGUUUCAGUGCAAGUCAAUGCUGGCCCCCUGGCCUACGCCCGGGCAUUCUUGGAUGACAAGCUUCCCAGCAAAUAUACCAUGAAGAAGGUGACUGAACUCAAGGACAUGUUCAGGAAGUUUAUCCAGGCCUGUGGAAUCGCCCUGGAAUUCAAUGAACGGCUGAUAAAGGAGGACCAAGCAGAAUAUCACGAGGAGCUGAAGUCCAACUUCAGGGAGAUGGUGAAAGAGCUCUCGGAAAUCCUGCACGAACAGCUCUGAAGACCAGAUCUAUCAAGAAGACCCCGGGCAUCCAUCCUGGUUGCCAAACACCCUACAUGUCUUCUGUGCCAUUAGCGGGACUUCCGGAGAAAGAUACGGCUCCUUCUGAACCUGCCUGGAGCUUCCGGAGGGGACCAGGAGAACUCCUCGACACUUGCCAGACCUUUCUCAGGAAUAUUCUGAAUGCUGCCUGAAACCGGGGAACCUCCAGCGCCUAACCGGGGGUCUCUCCAUCCCUCUUCCUCACAGGGUACUUAUUUGAACCGGGAAAGUGCCUCCUGUUUCUCUUUUCUAUCGGCCUUCGUUGCGUUGUGCUAAACAUGCCUCGAAAGCAUUGAUCAGACCCUGUUCCACUCAACGCAGGACUCCAGAUCCUGCCCUGUAAAGCUGUACAAUGGAAUAUAAUAAAGUGGGAAGCUGUUUUUGUAAUCAGC